ACCCAGGUAAAUGAUUUCUGAAAUAUUGUUGUAAUUUUUAAAUAUAUUAAAUGUCAAGGCUAUACAGUCGCUUCGGCCGCUGCCUGCGGUUGUCAAGUCAAUAAACAAUACUAGAUUUUUUUCUGAAUUCACUGCGCUGCGAUUUUUUCUCUAUCGAGGCCGUUAAAAAUGCUAUGCUGUUGCGGGGCACUGUGGUCCGAUUUUCAAAGAGAAACGACUACUUUGUGACUCUUCAGAAACACGUAUACACUGAAAUACUUGGAGAAAACCUCCAAGCUGGACGUAGGCCUAAGCAGUUUAAAUUUCUACCAGUCAGACUGCUUCAUAGAAUUUACUUAGAAGCAACACGUAACUCCGCUUGGAAAACAAUUUAACUGCUAAAUAUAUAAACAGACAUGCAUUUCUGGAAAAUCAUAUCGAUAAUAGUUACUAUAUUUAAAACCAUAAUAAUGACUUAGACCUACUUAAAAUAUAUAAAAGUGCACAAUACAUACUCAAACUACUAUAGCAGGCCUAAGUAUAGGCCUAACACAAACGAACACAACGGGCGGUAUGUAUACAUGCAUUCUAGAAUUCAUUUUCGCAAUAUAUUAGUCAUAUUAAAUACAGGAUAACCGCGUCUUUGUUAUUCUUCGGGGAAAUAAAAACGGGUUAAAUGUCUGAAAACGGUGUUUAUUAACCAUCCGCACGGGCUUCUUGUCUCUUGUGAAAAAUAAAAACCGUUGCUGGAUGUAAUAAAACGAAGUAUUAUCGAACAUAACCGCAUAGGUUAUAGGUGAGAACGGCCUGUCGGAGUUUUAAGACUGCUUGAUGAAAUAAAGUAUAAGUUAAUUUUGCAGUCAUUCGUCCUGAAUUUAAAAUGAUAGCAUAAGAAAUGAGAAACAUGAGAAAAUAAGUAAGAAGUUGGGAAGUUACAUUUGGGUUUAUGUUAUUGUUUAUAUAUGCGUGUGUAUAUAUACACACGCACGCAUACACACACAUGUAUACACCGAAAUACUUGUGUAUGUGUGUGUGUGUAGAUAAUGUAGCUAAAGUGAUAUUCUAUGAUCCGCAUUUUGAUUGUUGCAAUCGCCCCUUUUUUAACUCAACGAUACUUUAGGUAAACCGAUAGCCGACAUUUUACAGUUGCUUGGGGAAGCGUCGCUCAUUGUCCAAGAAAUGUACAACUUAUUAGUGCAAUGUUUGAAAAUGGCAUCAAUACGAAGUGUGUGUAAUUCAAUCACGUGUUUUUCAUCCAUCCAUCCAUCCAUCCAUCCCUCCAUCUACCUAAUCCCAAUCCAGCUAUAUAUAUAUAUAUGUGUGUGUGUAUGUGUGUGUGUGUGUGUGUGUGUGUGUGUGUGUGAAUUCAUAUAAUUCAAUGUCUACUAUUGGAUUCCUUUCCAGUAAAGUAUGACACUGGAUUUCUGGGUAGUAUACAUGGUAGUAGAUAUGAAAUAAUCUUCAGAUGAAUGCUCAGCCAUUGACAAAAUAACCAAUCAUAAACAGGUAUAUAUCUAUAGAAAACGACUCCUCCUUGUGUCACAUGAAAACAUAUAGAAUUUAACCAAUAGUUUAAUAAGCUAGACACAUGUUUAUGGCGCAUAUAAUCAAUGCAAAUGAAGACGACCAAGAAAAAAAAAUACAAGAACUGUUUAAUGAAGAUUUCAUUUCUUUCCAUACCCCGACUUAUACUUUAAUCAUAAUAUUUCUGUAUUGUUGCAUUAGUUUCUUUAUUUUUAAAUGUCUUUAUCCUGUUACAUAUUAUCAUAUACAUGUUAUCGUAGUAAAUAUACGAUGUUUAUAAACACUGGAAUGAUACGUGCGAUAUAACGAUGUGAAGCAAUACUUACAAAAUUCAUAACGUUAAAUUGCGUUAAAGCAAAAUUUAAAAUGAUUAAAUUAUCUUUCGCGUUUAAAAGGGCCGAAACGACGUCCCUUUUUGGUUACACGCUCUGCGUAUUUUCCCGUAGAAAUGUAUUGCAAAGGCCAGAUUAAAAUCUGAUUUCAUACAAAUAUAUUAUUCGGACUAACAAAAUGUUCCUUCUCUGUUUUUCCUGAUUUUCAUGACGAAGACAAUUAUUGAUUUUACUGAGACGUUAGUUCAAUGAAAAAUAAAGUUGGCGAAGUAAUAUACUAUCAAUUCAUGAAAGAGAUGUUAUUUUCUAUGUCAAUGUCACUAAUUCUGCAGUAUAGCCCAAAGUACUUUGAGGUGAGUAUGUCUUUAUACACGUGGAGUAUAUUUCAUAUUUAACAAGUCGUAUAUGGGUAUCUGACACCAAAUGCUGGUGGUGAGUUAAGAUAUAUUAGACGCAGAACUGAUAUAAUCUUAGUCACUUUUCAUGACGUUUGGUGAAUGAAAUAGUUUAGUUUUGUAAUAUAAUGUUGACUCGCGCGCCCGCAGUCGCUCCACAUUUUAUGCGAAGACUCCACAUGCACUUUCUCUGGCAUAUAACGUUAUUAUUUGGAUUUAACUUAUGGGUUAUGAUCGCACUGAUGUUUCUCCUCUCCUUUUAAGACUGAGAUGGAAAUGACCCUCGUGUCAUUACGUAGAUUUCGGAGGGUGGAGUCCACAGAGCCCAGGCCUUUCAAUUGGCUUUUAGAUUGCACACUGUAGUGGGGGUAUCUCUAAUCAUAUUCAGCAUGUUCUGUACAAGAAAUGUCAGCCAGAAAGGGCUAUCUUCUCCCUUCGCCAAAUUACACAACAACAAUGUCAUGCUCGGACAGCCCAGCUGGAAACUCGUUUUUAGUAGACUCCUUGAUCAGUGCCCGAACCGAAAACAGUGGAGCCUUCUAUCAAGGAAGCGGCGUGUGCUUGCCACCAGGCACAGAGUUGCCUUACGGACUACCGAAUUGUGGAUUUUUUCCAGGUUUUGGAAAACGGAGCGAAAAUAACCCGCAAAACAUGGUCCCGACGUCUAGUCCAUACAUGACUGGAAUGGAUAUGUGGUUAGAGGCUCCGAGGUCGUGCCGCAUGGAUCCACCUACGAGACAGCAGGUUACACCAUGUUCUUUCUCUCCGAACAUUAAAGAGGAAAACGCAUACUGUCUCUAUGAGUCGCAGAAGUGUCCAAAGGCGUCGACUGCGGAGGAUCUCUCCUACUCCAAACUAACUUCAGGGUCGUGCGCAGUCAGUGACAACGGCACAGUUCCUGUACCUGGUUAUUUCCGCUUGUCUCAGACUCACACACAUUCUAAGGUUUAUCACAGUGUUCAGGCGAACUCUACAAACUUUGGUCUGCAACCGCUGGAUGGCUUCGGCUCGCCGCCUUCAUCCUCCAUCUCAGCAGAGGCGGCCAAGAAAGGGAACGAAGAGACGUCUCCUGUAAACGCAGCAUGUCCGCCGCAAAGAGACGAUGACACGCAAUUGUCAUCUGCAGCAGAAUCGUCGUCACCGGAACCACCAGAAAACGAAAAAGGGAGCUCAAUGAAAGCCACAAAAGGGGAUACAAAAAGUGAAAAUACAGCCAACUGGCUUACAGCGAAAAGUGGCCGGAAGAAACGUUGCCCCUACACCAAGCACCAGACUCUCGAGCUCGAGAAGGAAUUCCUCUUCAACAUGUACCUGACUCGCGAGCGUCGCCUAGAGAUCAGUCGCAGUGUCCACCUGACUGACAGACAAGUCAAAAUCUGGUUCCAGAACCGCAGAAUGAAACUGAAGAAAAUGAGCCGCGAAAACAGAAUUCGGGAGCUUACGCCGAAUUUUAAUUUUUCUUGAUAAUCUUUAUUUAUGCGUUUAUUGGACGUCUUCCUUCUUCAAGUUCGCGAGGGGCACAACCGGUCUAACAGAAACUCUCAGUGUUUCUACGGGCUAAUGUUAAUAGAUAAAGUUUUUGGUUAGUAAUAUAUGAAUAUUUUUCAUUUCGUUUUCCUUUUCGUUGUCGUUCCUUUGUUUUGUUUACAGUUUCACGUGUUCAUUUUGUCGCAUUAUUUCUCCGUGAGGGAAAAGUGAUAUGAUAUUCUGUGAUGUGUGAAAUAAAAACGCGCUCUUGGUUUAGAGCACAAAGGUUGACGAAAACAAAGAAAGGAAAGACUGAAAAUACAAUUCUGGACGUAGGCAUAUUGACCACUUUACUGUAAUGAUAAAAAGUCGGCAUAAAAAUUAUUCGCAUGACUUUUCUGCUUUGUUUUACUAGCUUUUAGGAAUGUGAACAGUACCGAAAAAUAAAAGCUAUUAUCAGCACAUGUACAUAAAUAAGCCGCACUCGUGAACAAAUUGUAUUACGUUUACCUCUUUUUAAUGGAAAGCUGUUUGAUGUAGAUAUUCAUGUACAUCUCGUUUUGUGAGACUGUAUAUAUUGUUUUAAUAACUUCUGUCUUUAAGCAAAAUAAUUGGUGAAAUAUCCUAAUUAAAAUGUGGGAAAGAGAGCAACUAUUUUCAGGUUGACUUGUAAAAUUAAUGGGAGAGUAAUACUCGAUUGGCAAUGAAGAUUAGAUUCGAAACAGCAAACGGACUUUUAUUGUGUAAAUAUACGCAAACUGGUGUUUUAGCUAAAGAAUUGGUGAAUUGUGUAUUGAGUUAUUAAUAAAUUAUCGGUACAAAAAUUCCUCGGGUUUCAUUUUUAUUUCGUGUAUAUUUUUGUAUAUUGUUAAUCUGAAUAUGGGCUGUUUUUCUUUAAAAAGCAAUCAUAGACGUUAAAUAAUCUCUAGGCCUGCUUUUAAAAUUUGUCUGCACCAUCAUAUUUUUGUUCGAGCAAUAGAGCGUCGUGUUGCAAUUUUGUCGGCUUUUGUCGAGUUUUAUGACAUGCUAGCGGGCUGUAUGUGCACUGCUGCUGCAGCAGUCUGACAGGGUCACUUGGGCGACUGGCAGUGCGGCGGGCAGGAAGCAAAUGAUUUCUCUUAUAAGCUGGCAAUGGGACUCAGGGUUCCUGCGGAUUCUCCGCUGGGCAGGAAAUUAGCGCGCCAAAAAAACGAUCCAUCCAGUGCCAGGAAAAUAUGGUGAGUCAUAUAUUUAAGUCUUGCGCUAGAAGAGAAAAAAAUACGCAUUACCAUGUACACCAUAGAUGGCAAUAUGACCAUGCAGUUAUUGUUGUGCUUUUUUCUAAUUAACAAGGAUUGAUUGCAAAAGAUUUAAUGUUUUUAUUUUGUGCAAUACUGUUAUGGACUGUCGAGUAAUUUAGGUAGUUUCAUGUUGUUGGGCUACAUUUUCUUCCUCUACAACACGAAACUGUCUUAAUUACCCCAGUUAACUUCGUCGUGAAGCCGGGCGGACAUUGUAACGUACAGUCUACUAUAAAAACAGUUUGAUCUACACUGAAAUGUUUAGUUGGACUUUAUAAUAUCAUUCUUUAUACCGAAUAACUUUAUACCUAACUUUAACAUGUGUCCUGUAGUGAAUGCAUGAACUAAUUUGGUUGCUCUGUCUCUUUGGCAAAUGUGCUGAGAUCUAUCAAUGGAAAUUUCCAUAUGUGGUGAUGAAAAUGUAUUUAACUAAUAAACUUGAAAUAACCAAACUCCUUUAA
This is a messenger RNA of Paramormyrops kingsleyae, 5438 nucleotides long. Its product is annotated as homeobox protein Hox-A10b-like. The record is from RefSeq and is a predicted model, not a curated record. Gene Ontology annotation, biological process: regulation of transcription by RNA polymerase II. NCBI's taxonomy places the organism in Eukaryota, Metazoa, Chordata, Actinopteri, Osteoglossiformes, Mormyridae. Gene Ontology annotation, cellular component: nucleus. Gene Ontology annotation, molecular function: DNA-binding transcription factor activity, RNA polymerase II-specific; RNA polymerase II cis-regulatory region sequence-specific DNA binding.